Molecule: messenger RNA, 1896 nt
Organism: Spirodela intermedia
Lineage: Eukaryota; Viridiplantae; Streptophyta; Magnoliopsida; Alismatales; Araceae
Source: the annotation of a GenBank genome assembly
AUGAAGGACCCCUUUGAGGCGGCCUACGAAGAGCAGGAAUCGCCGCCGGAGUCACCGGGGCCUCCGGAAGAGGAGAUCGUCGCCGCCGAUGGACACGCCGGAGCAGAUGUAGGCGAGGAGGAGCUCGAUGAGCAGGUGCAAUCUGACGCGCCCUCCGCCGUGGCGGCGUCGGCCGCUCCCGUUGCCGUAGCAGCCGGUAGGGGAAACUCGGCGAGGGCGAAGGACGAGGAGGAAGAAGAAGAGGAGGAAGAGCAUAUGGGUGUUGAGCUGCGCAAGUUACCCACCGGGGACCCUGACAAGCUCGCUAAUAUGCAGUUGAGUAGCCUUUCUUUCCCGCGUAUGCUUAGAAUCCCCAGUUUUGAUCUGACUCCACUCUUUUUUAAUCAUGAUAUAAGUCUCCCAGGAGUUUCAGGCAUCAUCUGUAUACUCCAAAGAUCUAGAUGUUGGGAACUUGCGCAAAUCAAUAGCUCGUAGAGUUGGAAUAGGCGUUGACUAGGUCUCUACUGUUCUUCCUUACCCACAUGAGCGGAAGAUUUUCACUAAUACCAUCAUCAUGCUUGAGACCCUCUGCGUCGCGGUGGAUUCUUCUAAGAAACUGGGAGAUGACUGCUUGUUGCUUAGAACAUUGAACCAGAGAUUAUAGGAGUUUGUGGGCUUCUGUUCCCGGAUGCUCCAGCCCUUGCUCCACAUCUCUGUCUACUUGAAUCCUGCUGAGCAUUCAAGUCUAUUCUAUGCCUCUGUGCCUAUUAGUCAGGGUCUUUCUACCUACUUCUCUGCUAUUUCAGUUUCAGGGUCUACGGAAAUUUAUAAGAUCCAUCUUUUUUCAGCUUUUUUAGUUUUGUCAAGCAAUGAUCUGCUCAAUUGUUUGUUUCCUCUUCUCCAAAAGCGACAAUCCACAAUGCUGUCGGAAAAUGAUUUUGCUCAAAAGAGUUCAGUAAAUCAUAAUCGUUGAAUUUUAUUAAACGGCCGUAAUAAUUAUUAUUCUCUUCUUUACCGAUGGAUGACUUUUAAUUGGUUAAAAUUUUAGCUUCCUCAAGAACAUUAUCUGAGGAGAGUUGGCAGAUGCCUUUCCUUGGUCUAACAACAAAAACACGAGUAAAAAGCCUAACGCCGGAAGUUUAUUGCUGAUGCUGUACUUUGUUAAGAAAUAAUUAUUUCUGCUGAAUUGUUUUUAUCCAAUCAAAUCUUAUUUUCUCUCUCAGGUCGAUCUUGUCUCGAUUCAGUGAUGAACAAAUGAGCAGAUAUGAGUCCUUCCGGAGAUCUAACUUCCAGAAAUCUAACAUGAAGAGGGUAAUGCAGGAUUAGCCGUUCAUGGUUAUCUUCAUAUUUAUGAACAUUUAGGCCUUUGGUGACGCUGUGGAUUCCUAAUUUUUUUUUUUUUGGGGGGGACUGAUUUGAUUCCUGUUCAUCUCCAGCUACUGACAAGCAUCACUGGAAGUCAAAAGAUCUCUAUGCCCAUGACAAUUGUGGUGUCUGGGAUGGCAAAGAUGUUCGUUGGGGAGCUCGUUGAAACAGGCAAGUUUGACCCAUAUUUACAUUUAGUUUUUAAAGAAUUUAAUCUUCAUUGUUUCUGAGGUUCAUAGAACGGCUCUUCAGUUCGUCUAUUACUAUACUUGACUAUUUUGUUGCUUUAUCUACCAGUGUUCCCUACUUCCUUCCAUUGUGAAGGAGUGGGCCAUUGAGCAUUGUCAUCAGUAUCAGUCUUGUGCUGUUGAACUAAUUGCUUCAAUCUCUCUCUCUCUCUCUCUCUCUCUCUCUCUUGUGCCAGGUAAGAUGAUUAUGGUGGAGAGAAAUGAGACUGGACCCAUUAGGCCUUGCCACAUUAGAGAAGCCUACCGGCGACUGAAGGCCGAAGGGAAGGUACCAAAGAGAGGAGUGCCGAGGCUCUUUCGGUAG